GUCGGGGAGGGCUGACGUUGGUCAACAAAGAUGGCGGCGGCGGCGGCAGCGGCGGCAGCGGCGGCGGGGAGCAGCAACUACUGGGAGGAUCUAAGGAAACAGGCUCGGCAGCUGGAAAACGAACUGGACCUCAAGCUGGUUUCUUUCAGUAAAUUGUGCACCAGCUACAGUCAUGGUAGCUCUCGUGAUGGAAGACGGGACAGGUAUAGCUCAGACAACCCGCUCCUGAACGGAUCCACAGACCGCAUGUUUGAAGCGAUGGCUGUGGAACAUCGAGCAACUCGGGGAAGUGCUAUCACUAUUAAGUCGAGUAUAUCAGAAUGUUCUAUGUUGGAUGUGCCCAGUAUGGCGGAGUACACCAACAGCGCCGGCGUACCCUCCCUCAACGCGGCUCUGAUGCACACCCUGCAACGGCACAGAGACAUUCUACAAGUAAGACCCUCCCCCGAGCAUGGGCCUUCCUCACCUACCUACGGGCAGUCCUCGACUUACGACUGCCAUUGA
Messenger RNA from Thamnophis elegans (Western terrestrial garter snake), 504 nucleotides. RefSeq names its product golgi SNAP receptor complex member 1 (gene GOSR1). Gene Ontology annotation, biological process: vesicle fusion; endoplasmic reticulum to Golgi vesicle-mediated transport. Lineage: Eukaryota; Metazoa; Chordata; Lepidosauria; Squamata; Natricidae. Gene Ontology annotation, cellular component: Golgi medial cisterna; SNARE complex; cis-Golgi network. Gene Ontology annotation, molecular function: SNAP receptor activity. The record is from RefSeq and is a predicted model, not a curated record.